Messenger RNA from Linum tenue, 4464 nucleotides. Lineage: Eukaryota; Viridiplantae; Streptophyta; Magnoliopsida; Malpighiales; Linaceae. The record is from the annotation of a GenBank genome assembly.
GUGGAGUUGAAAACAAAAAAGAAAUUUCCCAGCAAACACCACCGCCAACACGCCUUCUCCAACCUCUCGGCCGCCAUUUUUGCAAUCACUAGAAGAAAAAAGGAAAAAAAUGCCACCGAGAAAGAAGCUGAAGUCCUCUACCACCUCUUCUACUUCUACAGCUAAGAAGAAGAAAUCCGAAUCCUCUGCUGAUUCUCUGCAUCAGCAGCCUUCGAAGUUUGGGAUUCAACAUUUCUUCAAUCGCCACAACCAGAGCCAAAUCGGUUCUCCGGCUGCUUUUCAGAAUGAGUCGUACCCUCCGCCACCAGCGCCGCCUGCUGAACGUCCUCUUCUUUCCCCUAUCGCCGACCCCAAUAUUACCGCUCCCAUUCCCCAAAACCCUAAUCGUGCGGCUCUUGCUGCUUCAACUUCUCAAAUCUCUUCACCGCCCCCCGCGGCAGUCCUACAAUCUGUUACCGAUGAACCAGAGCCGACGGGUCAAGUGUUCAUCUCGCCCGGAGCUUCUAAGUCUCCCUCCCGGAAGCAAUUCCAUUUCUCGCCUCAACUGCUGAUAAAGCUGACCCAGGAUGAUGGGGGAGACGAGAUUACAUGGAAGAUAUCGCCCGUGAACGAUAGGCUGCAAGCUGUUUCCAAGCAUUUGCCUGACAGCAUUAAGACCUUGGCUGAUGCUUCGAAGCUUGCCUCCUUCGCUAUUCACCAUUGCGCGUUAGAUAAGGACAAGGUUACGCGGCUGUCUUCUUCAUUAGCCCCAGUCAGGGAAACUAAAGCUGGCUUCAAAAGGAUAAAAGCAUCACCGGAGGUAGCCAUCUCAGAGGGGAGUUGCGUAUCUAGUCAACCCAGUCCAUUCAAAACUCCCCCAUCUCUAACCUGCCAUCAAGAUAAGAUGGCCAACAUUUUUGCUGGAGCAUCUGAGGAACUAAGUCAAAGGCACCACAAAAAGGCAUUGAUUGAACUUUUAGAUCAAGUUGAGGAUGCAAUUUCUAUUGAAGACUUGAUGUCUGCGGACUUGAAUGCGCGUUCAUCCCAAGUCCAAGAAAAAGGUUGUCAGCAGAAGGCGUUCCAUUCCGAUCCUCCACAAACAAUUGAAAGGGCUCGCAAGAUAUCCUCAAGUAGCAAGUUUCUUGUACUGGAGGUUUGUGAAAAGCAUGGGCCUAGUGAUGGUGUGGCAGUUGAACGACCGUGUAAGGUUCUUCGCUUGCUUAACGAGAAAACAGGAGAAGAGCAAUCAGUCUAUUUGUGGGAAGAGUGGUAUUACAGUGUUGUUGCACCCGGAGAUACUGUCAAUGUGAUUGGUGAAUUUGACGAAUCCAGGAAGUGCAAUGUCGACAAGGACCAUAACUUUUUGGUUGUUCACCCAGAUAUAUUGGUCUCUGGAACUCGGGUUGCCGGAAGCUUCGGUUGUCAUAGGCGAGCUGUACUUGAUGAGAGACUAAAAAGCUUUGAGCACUCUGCUGCAGCAUUAAUUGGUACUUUGCUGCAUCAGAUUUUUCAGGCUGCUUUAAUAAAGGAGAAUCCUGAUGCUGACUUCUUGAAGGCGUAUGCCAGAACAAUCAUACAAAAGAACAUCGAGAGUUUGUACGCAUGCGGGGUCGAUGAAAAUGAAACGCUGAAGACCUUGGUUGACUUGAUACCCAAAAUGGUUAAUUGGAUUAUUAUGUUUAAGAAGUCACAGGAUUUACAAUUGCCAAAAGUUGAAUUUGGUAGCAACGAAGGGAUAAAGAAGCUAAGAAUUUCAGAGGUCUUUGACAUUGAGGAGAUGGGCUGGGCUCCCAAAUAUGGGUUAAAAGGAAAUAUUGAUGCUUCUCUUAAAGUGUCAGUUGAGUCAAGUACUAAUGGAAAAGCUGAGAAGAUAAUGCCUCUAGAGUUCAAAACCGGGAAAGUUCGGGAUGGACAGCUAUCAACUGAGCACAGUGUCCAAGUAAUCUUGUACACUCUCCUUAUGUCUGAGAGGUAUCAGGAACAUAUUGAUUCUGGACUCUUGUAUUACCUUCAACCAGAUCGUACACAGGGAAUUAAAGUACGAAGAUCUGAUGUUGUUGGAGUAAUGAUGCGUCGGAAUGAGCUUGCAAAUGAUAUCAGAAAGGCAUUAAUUUCACAAGUGCUGCCUCCAAUGUUACAGAGCCCAGGAACCUGCAGAACCUGCCGGCAUCUUGAUGUUUGUACCAUCUAUCAUAAGGUCCAUGGUGGCAGUGCAGAGGAAAGUGGCCUUGGCGAUGUUUUUGAAUCAAGUGUUCGCCAUCUAACAGCUGGUCAUCAUACAUUCCUCCGCCACUGGGAUCGGUUGAUUGACUUGGAAGCGAAAGAAACACAGCUGGGGAAGAAUGAGAUCUGGUCUUCGAAUGGUAGUCUACCAUCUUUUCUACUUGAUACAACAAGUAAACUUCCAUGCGAGUCAUCUACCAAAGACAAUGGAUUCAUCUACCGUUUUCUGUGUAAAACUUCGCCUACUCAUGGCACUGAUGGCAAAAAACUGUCUGGCCCCCAUGAUCUGGAUCACAUGUUCAAAACUGGAGACUUUGUGGUUCUUAGCACUGAACCUGACCAGCAAACCAUCACGAGAGGCGUGAUAGCAGAUAUCAACCGCUUCCACGUUUCUGUCUCCGUUUCUAAGUGCUUAAGACUACCCCGCCGCACUUCCUCAGAGGAAGAUGAUAUCGCUCAUAAAGUCUGGAGGAUUAACAAAGAUGAAUCUGUGACUUCAUUUUCUGUUAUGCGGUCCAACAUUACGCAACUCUGUCUGAAGAGUGAAGAAAGUACUCACCUUCGCAGAAUGAUUGUUGACCUUGAGGCCCCCAGAUUCGAAAGUGGAUGUAUUUAUAGCCAAGACCCAGCAAUUUCUUACAUUUGGUCAGUGAAGAGCUUAAACAGUGAUCAGCGUCGUGCAAUUCUUAAGAUGCUUGCAGCUAAGGACUAUGCUUUGGUAUUAGGCAUGCCAGGUACUGGCAAGACAUCCACGGUGGUGCAUGCUGUGAGGGCUUUCCUACUUAGAGGUGCAUCCGUCUUGCUUACGUCCUAUACAAACUCUGCCAUUGACAACUUACUGAUCAAACUAAAAGCUCAGGGAGUUGAUUUCCUACGAAUUGGAAGACUUGGCUCUGUUCACGAGGAAAUCCAAGGGAGUUGCUUUGCUGAUACAGACAACUUGGAGUAUAUCAAGCUGAGAUUAGAACAGGUGAAAGUUGUUGCCGUAACUUGUUUGGGAAUCACUAGUCCCUUGCUUACCGGGAAGAAGUUCGAUGUGUGCAUCAUGGAUGAAGCCGGGCAGAUCACUCUCCCGAUAUCACUUGGACCUUUGAUGUUUAGUUCGACGUUUGUUCUUGUUGGUGACCACUAUCAACUACCCCCACUUGUUCAGAGUGCAGAGGCACGAGAGAAUGGAAUGGGGAUAAGUUUAUUCUGCAAGCUGUGUGAAGCACAUCCCGAAGCAAUUUCAGCUUUGCAGAGUCAGUAUCGUAUGUCUGAAGGUAUUAUGAAACUAUCGAAUGCCUUGAUAUAUGGUGAUAGACUGCAAUGUGGUUCCUCAGAGGUAGCCAACACUAGGCUCAAGGUUUCCAGUCUCAAGUCUUGUUGUCUAUGGUUGAAGGAGGUCUUGAGCCCAGACAGGGCUGUGGUGUUUAUUAACACAGAUAUGCUACCUACGCUUGUGGCCAAAGAUUCAAAGUCAUUGAAGAACCCAAUUGAAGCUUACAUAGUCACCGAGGUGAUCAAAGUACUGACUAGCAGUGGGACUGAAGGCAAAGACAUUGGUAUCAUCACCCCCUACAACUCUCAGGCAAACCUUAUUAAGGCUGUUAUUAGUCCAACUUCUGUCGAAGUACACACGAUCGACAAAUAUCAGGUUUGACAUUUAGGACUGCAUUUUCAUUGCCACUUUACUCAAUCAGAUGGUAGCUUUCUGGUACUUCCAAUAUAUAAAUUAUGUUUCUUCCCAACACAAAAUAUCAGGGUAGAGAUAAGGACUGCAUAAUGGUAUCUUUCGUGAGGUCAGCCGAAAAUCCCAGGAGUUACAGUUCUUCACUACUUGGAGACUGGCAUCGGAUCAAUGUGGCAAUCACAAGAGCCAAGAAGAAGUUGAUCAUGGUGGGUUCGCGUAGAACCCUGUCAAAGGUCCCAUUGCUUAAGCUUCUGGUGGAGAAGGUCGAAGAGCAAUCCGGCAUUUUGAAUUUGAGCAGCGAUCAUAUUAGUUUGCAGGAGCUGGAGAGCUGGGAGCAGUAUCUGUAACUGAUGGGUUGUAGUUUAGCUGAUUUGAUCGACUGUAAAUAGUAAAUUUUGGUGCUCAACCCUGUAUCAUUUACUGUAGCAAGGCGACUUGCCAUCUAAUAAAUUGUGUUUAGUAUAUUUGUGUUUUUGUUGCAAUGUAAAAAAAAAAAAAAAAGUGAACCAAGAAGAAAAAAUAUAUAUUUAGUUGGAUAGUCCAUUCUUGUUGUCUAAAUUGUGGCAAUUAUUUUCCAAGAAAACCAUUAC